UUCACGCUUAUUGGCUGGGUUUGGCGAAACAGCCGACCGGUUGCUGGCGGAGAGCUAACGGCAGUAGCAUUCAGCAAUUUCGGAGCAGUAGUGAAGAACAGUCACUCUAGGCGAAUCACAAUGCCUCGAGUUUAUAUCGGACGACUAAGCUAUCAUGUCCGCGAAAAAGAUAUUCAGCGGUUUUUCAGCGGCUAUGGGAAGCUAAUGGAGAUUGAUUUAAAGAACGGGUAUGGAUUCGUGGAGUUCGAAGAUAAUAGGGACGCCGACGACGCCGUUUACGAGCUAAACGGGAAGGAGCUGUGUGGGGAGCGGGUGAUCGUCGAGCAUGCCCGGGGCCCGCGACGAGACCGAGAUGGCUACGGUGGGGGUUACUGGGGUGGUGGGCGCAGUAGCGGUUACAGCAGCCGCAGCCGCUCUGGCAGGGACAAAUAUGGACCGCCAGUCCGCACAGAGUACCGCCUCGUUGUGGAGAACUUAUCCAGCCGCUGUAGUUGGCAGGACCUCAAGGACUUCAUGCGUCAGGCAGGAGAGGUGACCUAUGCAGAUGCCCACAAGGAACGCACCAAUGAGGGAGUGAUUGAGUUCCGGACUUAUUCCGACAUGAAGAGGGCUCUGGACAAGCUGGAUGGUACUGACAUCAACGGGCGGAAAAUUCGCCUGGUGGAGGACCGUCCUCGCAGACGUCGGUCUUACUCUGGCAGUCGCUCCAGAUCUCGCAGUCGUCGUCGCUCCCGUAGCAGGAGAAGCAGAAGCCACAGGAGCUCAAAGAGUCGCUCCAGAUCCCACUCGAGGUCUCGUUCCCGCAGCAAUAAGAGACGGCAUCAUUCCCGCUCCAGGUCUGAGAGAAAGUCUCGCUCCAAGUCAGGAGACCGCAAAUCACGUUCUCGCAGAUCUCGUUCUAGAUCCAACAGAUCCAACAAAUCCAAAUCUCGUUCACGCUCUCGCAAAUCUCGGUCUCACUCCCCCGAGCACAAGUCCAAGUCUCGUUCAAAGAGCCGCUCUAAGGUAAAGUCGGAGAGGGAUUCUCGUAGCCGAUCAAAGGAACGGUCUGCUGAGAAGAAGUCCCGCAGCCGCUCACCCUCUCCAGUAGAGAAUGGAAAAGAAGAGCAUGUGGCCAAAUCUGCCUCUCGCUCCCCAUCUCCACAAGAGGAAGAGUGCCGAUCCCAGUCCAGAGAAAAGCGCUCCAAGUCUCACUCCAGGUCUCACUCCAAGUCUCGCUCCAGGUCUCGCUCCAAGUCUCGCUCCAGGUCUCGCUCCAAGUCUCGCUCCAGGUCUCGUUCACGGUCUAGAUCAGCUUCUCAGGAUUAGUGGGUGUAGAGAAGGGAGAGGUUUUCUUAUUGUUUAGCUUGAUCAUUAUGCUGUACAUACUGAGCAGUGUUUAAUAACUGGUUUAUGCUUCUGACGCCCCCCUUCAAAUGUACAUUUGUCUUUUAACUUGUUAAAGCAGGAGUUUAUUAGACCAUCAACCACAAUACAGCCGAUGCUUUUUGAACUUGUUUCAGAUGAUCUGCUCCCUUUAAAAAAAUAAAAAUUAAAAAAAUAAAGUUUACAAAUAAAAUUAAGAAUUUUGGAUUAAUGAAAAUGGGUGCUGGGCUCUACAACUAUAGCCUGAGGAAGUUGAUGUCUCUGUGACUGGUGCCUGAUUUGGUAAAAUUUAGGUUUCUUACUGUUCUGCUUUCAUUUCAAGUUGUUUGUUUGGUCAGUGAAUAUUAAGUUGUCUUAAAUGUUCUUUUAUUCAGUUUGCAGCUGUUUGUUUUGGUUGGUAGUCUGACAGUUUGCUUUCCUUGUGUCUCCAGGCCUCUUAUGUCUGAAGCAUCCAUCUUUGAUUGGUAAUUAUUUUGUGUCGUACUCUUUCAAGCUCGCAUGAUUGUUGAAGAGUAGGCUCCAGGACUGGAGCAGUUGAGUUGACCUGCACAUUCGGUCACAUUCUUCGAGGAAUCAGUCUGUCUUCGUGUUAAACGAUGCAUAUUCAGGAUGUAAGAGCUUGUAGUGCAGAACUUCUUAAUUUAAAGAUGAGGGUUUGGACUUCACUUUUGAGUAACUUGCAUUGUAGAUGGAUUAUUUUGAUCCCUUUUAACUACUUGUACAUAGAGUAAUCAGCACAAAGCAAUCUUUUGGUAGCUUUUUGGGGGGAGGAGGUUGGUAACAUUAAGCAGGUAAUCUAUUAAGGGCCUUUAUUUUAGUUUUUGAUUUUCAGUUUGACUAGACUCCUUUGCAGCGUCCUGUUUUUCCUCAGAUUCUUCCAUUGCGCCGAUUGCUUCCCUGGUAAUGUUUUCCCUCCCCAGCUUCAGAACAGACUUAAGGGUUUUGGAAAGCCUUAUUUAAAGUUUGCAGCUAGUACUGUUUUUGUGCUUGAAAGGUCCAUGUGUUCAGAACUCCUGUGAGUCUGUAAACAUCAGACUUGCUGAACUCAGCCACAUUCUCCAUCUUGUGGAACUGACUUUUUUUUUCUCCCCCAACAUGUAUGAGAUCUAAUGGGGAAAAAGUCCUUUUUUAUGCUAUGUUCAAUAAAAGAUCUUCAUUAAAAAAUAAA
Messenger RNA from Maylandia zebra (zebra mbuna), 2533 nucleotides. RefSeq lists its product as uncharacterized. NCBI's taxonomy places the organism in Eukaryota, Metazoa, Chordata, Actinopteri, Cichliformes, Cichlidae. Gene Ontology annotation, cellular component: nucleus; cytoplasm. The record is from RefSeq and is a predicted model, not a curated record. Gene Ontology annotation, molecular function: mRNA binding.